This is a messenger RNA of Drosophila sechellia, 5746 nucleotides long. RefSeq names its product low-density lipoprotein receptor-related protein 6 (gene arr). The record is from RefSeq and is a predicted model, not a curated record. The transcript is spliced from 7 exons. Gene Ontology annotation, molecular function: Wnt-protein binding; Wnt receptor activity. Gene Ontology annotation, biological process: canonical Wnt signaling pathway. The coding region runs from base 185 to 5221 and encodes 1678 amino acids. Lineage: Eukaryota; Metazoa; Arthropoda; Insecta; Diptera; Drosophilidae.
UGCGGUCACACUGUUCGAAAGAGCGAGACGAAAAACACGGCAACACGGCGAACGGAAAACUCAGUGAAAAUUUUUCCGUGUGAUUAUCAUGUGGGCCUAACAAAAGACAAGCGAUCGGGUCGCGUCAUCUGUUGUUUUUGCGCCAAAUGUCUUAAAAUUCCGGAGAUAGUGCUUCCAAAAUAAGAUGGCUCUCGAGCCAUACACAAAGUCUGCUGAAAUCGAACCUCAAUUGUGCCAAGUUAUAGAUAAUAUUCAAGAUGUGACAACGAAAGCGACGACAUGCGCGAAAUCUAACAGCGGAGUGGGCUGGCGACAAAUGCUGAUCGGCUUUCUACUGAUUUGCUUUGGCAUCUCAAACAGUUGGCAGUACAAAAAUGUUCACAUGCCCAGCUCCUCAUCCCUGAUCGCCAGCCCGCCAGCCAGUGCGUUCGUCAAUACGCCGGCCACCCUGCUCUUCACCACGCGCCACGACAUCCAGGUGGCGAACAUCACGAGGCCCACGGGCGGACCUCAGAUCGAUGUGAUCGUUAGGGAUCUGGCCGAGGCGAUGGCCAUCGAUUUCUACUACGCAAAGAAUCUGGUCUGCUGGACGGAUUCCGGACGGGAGAUCAUUGAGUGUGCGCAAACGAACUCAUCCGCACUGCAGCCGCUAUUGCGGGCGCCCAAGCAAACUGUGAUAUCCACGGGUCUGGACAAGCCCGAGGGCCUCGCCAUCGACUGGUAUACGGACAAGAUCUACUGGACGGAUGGCGAAAAGAAUCGCAUUGAGGUGGCCACGCUGGAUGGUCGCUACCAGAAGGUGCUGUUCUGGACGGAUCUGGAUCAGCCGCGAGCGGUGGCCGUGGUUCCUGCUCGCAAAUUGCUCAUCUGGACGGAUUGGGGGGAGUAUCCGAAGAUUGAGCGAGCCAGCAUGGACGGGGAUCCACUGUCACGCAUGACAUUGGUCAAGGAGCAUGUGUUCUGGCCCAACGGAUUGGCAGUAGACCUAAAGAACGAGCUUAUCUACUGGACGGAUGGCAAGCACCAUUUCAUCGAUGUGAUGAGAUUAGAUGGAAGCAGUCGGCGAACGAUAGUCAACAACCUAAAGUAUCCCUUUAGUUUGACCUUCUUCGAUGAUCGUUUGUACUGGACGGACUGGCAGAGGGGCUCCCUGAAUGCCUUGGACCUGCAAACCCGUGAACUAAAGGAGCUAAUAGACACGCCCAAGGCACCGAACUCUGUCAGAGCAUGGGAUCCCUCACUGCAGCCUUAUGAGGAUAAUCCCUGUGCUCACAACAAUGGAAAUUGCUCACAUCUUUGCCUGCUGGCGACAAACUCGCAAGGAUUUAGUUGCGCCUGUCCCACCGGAGUGAAGCUAAUCUCUGCAAAUACGUGUGCUAAUGGUUCGCAGGAGAUGAUGUUCAUUGUGCAGCGAACGCAGAUUAGUAAGAUAUCCCUGGAUUCACCGGAUUACACUAUAUUCCCGCUGCCUUUGGGGAAGGUUAAGUACGCAAUAGCCAUAGAUUACGAUCCAGUGGAGGAGCAUAUCUAUUGGUCCGAUGUGGAGACGUACACGAUCAAAAGAGCUCAUGCCGAUGGCACCGGGGUGACCGAUUUUGUGACCUCCGAGGUGAGGCAUCCCGAUGGCUUGGCACUGGAUUGGCUGGCUCGCAAUCUCUAUUGGACGGAUACGGUGACGGAUCGCAUAGAGGUCUGCCGCCUGGAUGGUACGGCGAGGAAAGUGCUGAUCUAUGAGCAUUUGGAGGAGCCGAGAGCCAUUGCAGUGGCUCCAUCGCUGGGCUGGAUGUUCUGGAGCGACUGGAACGAGCGCAAGCCCAAGGUGGAGCGCGCCUCGCUGGAUGGAUCAGAGCGUGUGGUUCUGGUCUCUGAGAAUCUGGGCUGGCCCAAUGGCAUUGCCUUGGAUAUUGAGGCCAAGGCCAUCUACUGGUGUGAUGGCAAGACGGACAAGAUCGAGGUGGCCAACAUGGAUGGGUCUGGCCGACGCGUGGUGAUCAGCGACAAUCUGAAGCAUCUGUUUGGCCUGAGCAUCCUGGAUGACUACCUAUACUGGACAGACUGGCAACGUCGCUCGAUAGAUCGUGCUCACAAGAUAACAGGCAACAAUCGGAUAGUUGUUGUGGAUCAGUAUCCAGAUUUGAUGGGACUAAAGGUGACACGUUUGCGGGAAGUGAGGGGACAGAACGCUUGUGCCGUGCGGAAUGGUGGAUGCUCGCAUCUCUGCCUGAAUCGUCCCAGGGAUUAUGUCUGCCGGUGUGCCAUUGAUUACGAGCUGGCCAACGACAAGCGAACAUGUGUGGUGCCAGCUGCUUUCCUACUGUUCUCCCGCCAGGAGCACAUUGGUCGGAUUUCUAUCGAGUACAACGAGGGUAACCACAACGACGAGCGGAUACCGUUUAAAGAUGUGCGGGAUGCACAUGCUCUGGAUGUUUCUGUGGCCGAGCGAAGGAUUUACUGGACAGAUCAGAAGAGCAAGUGUAUUUUCCGCGCCUUUUUAAAUGGUUCGUACGUUCAAAGAAUUGUGGACUCCGGUCUGAUUGGUCCUGAUGGCAUCGCUGUCGAUUGGUUGGCCAAUAAUAUUUACUGGUCAGAUGCAGAAGCUCGUCGCAUUGAAGUUGCUCGCCUAGAUGGCAGCAGUCGGCGAGUGCUCCUGUGGAAAGGAGUGGAGGAGCCACGUUCCUUGGUUCUAGAACCGCGAAGAGGCUAUAUGUACUGGACGGAAUCGCCAACAGAUUCGAUUCGCAGAGCGGCAAUGGACGGGUCUGACUUGCAGACCAUCGUAGCGGGUGCCAAUCAUGCCGCCGGACUAACCUUCGACCAGGAGACAAGACGUCUGUACUGGGCCACCCAAUCGCGGCCAGCUAAAAUCGAAAGUGCUGACUGGGAUGGUAAGAAGCGGCAGAUUCUGGUUGGCAGCGAUAUGGAUGAACCGUAUGCGGUGUCCUUGUACCAGGACUAUGUGUACUGGAGCGACUGGAACACUGGAGACAUUGAGCGAGUACACAAGACAACGGGUCAGAAUCGCAGCCUGGUGCACUCGGGCAUGACGUACAUCACCUCGCUGCUGGUGUUCAACGAUAAGCGCCAGACAGGUGUUAAUCCGUGCAAGGUGAACAAUGGCGGUUGUUCACAUCUUUGCUUGGCUCAGCCCGGAAGACGGGGCAUGACCUGCGCCUGUCCCACCCACUACCAGUUGGCCAAGGACGGCGUCUCCUGUAUUCCGCCCAGAAACUACAUUAUCUUCAGUCAGAGGAACAGCUUUGGGCGAUUGCUACCGAACACCACGGAUUGUCCAAAUAUUCCACUGCCCGUCUCUGGCAAGAAUAUUCGUGCUGUGGACUAUGAUCCAAUCACUCAUCAUAUUUAUUGGAUUGAGGGCAGAAGUCACAGCAUCAAACGAUCUCUUGCCAACGGCACCAAGGUCAGCUUAUUGGCUAACUCGGGUCAGCCUUUUGACCUGGCCAUCGACAUAAUUGGGCGCCUGCUUUUCUGGACUUGCUCCCAGUCCAACAGCAUCAAUGUAACUAGUUUCCUGGGCGAAUCCGUUGGCGUCAUCGAUACGGGAGAUUCGGAGAAGCCUCGCAACAUUGCAGUGCAUGCCAUGAAGCGCCUGCUCUUUUGGACGGAUGUUGGUAGCCAUCAGGCUAUAAUACGUGCCCGAGUUGAUGGCAAUGAGCGCGUGGAGCUGGCUUACAAACUGGAGGGAGUAACUGCCUUAGCCUUGGAUCAGCAAUCCGAUAUGAUUUACUAUGCACAUGGCAAGCGGAUCGAUGCCAUUGAUAUCAACGGAAAAAACAAAAAAACACUUGUUUCUAUGCACAUUUCGCAAGUGAUCAACAUCGCUGCCUUGGGUGGCUUUGUCUACUGGCUGGAUGAUAAAACCGGCGUGGAACGUAUUACAGUGAAUGGCGAAAGACGAUCUGCCGAACUGCAGCGACUACCUCAGAUCACCGACAUCCGGGCCGUUUGGACGCCGGAUCCGAAAGUGCUGCGAAACCACACGUGCAUGCACAGCCGAACCAAGUGCUCGCACAUCUGCAUUGCCAGCGGUGAAGGAAUCGCUCGAACCCGCGACGUCUGCUCCUGCCCAAAGCAUCUAAUGCUGCUGGAGGACAAGGAGAACUGUGGCGCUUUUCCGGCCUGUGGACCGGAUCAUUUUACGUGCGCGGCUCCCGUAUCGGGAAUCAGUGACGUGAACAAAGACUGCAUCCCAGCCUCGUGGCGUUGUGACGGACAGAAGGACUGUCCGGACAAGUCGGACGAGGUGGGUUGUCCCACUUGCCGGGCAGAUCAGUUCAGCUGUCAGUCGGGCGAGUGCAUCGACAAGUCGCUGGUGUGCGAUGGCACCACCAAUUGUGCCAACGGUCAUGAUGAAGCCGAUUGUUGCAAGCGGCCAGGGGAGUUCCAGUGUCCCAUUAACAAGCUCUGCAUCUCGGCCGCCUUGCUCUGCGAUGGCUGGGAGAACUGCGCCGAUGGAGCCGAUGAAUCCUCGGAUAUCUGCCUGCAGCGUCGCAUGGCACCUGCUACCGACAAACGUGCCUUUAUGAUUUUGAUUGGCGCUACGAUGAUAACCAUAUUUUCGAUUGUCUAUUUGCUGCAGUUCUGCCGCACGCGUAUUGGAAAGAGUCGAACGGAGCCUAAGGAUGAUCAGGCCACUGAUCCAUUGUCACCGUCGACGCUGAGCAAAUCGCAAAGGGUUUCCAAAAUCGCUUCGGUUGCGGAUGCAGUACGCAUGUCUACGCUGAACUCGCGCAACAGCAUGAACUCCUACGAUCGCAAUCAUAUCACAGGCGCCUCGAGCUCAACGACGAAUGGUAGCAGUAUGGUGGCGUAUCCAAUCAAUCCACCACCGUCGCCGGCAACCAGAUCGCGUCGUCCGUACCGACACUACAAGAUCAUCAAUCAGCCUCCACCACCCACACCCUGCUCAACGGACAUUUGUGAUGAGUCUGACUCGAAUUAUACGAGCAAAUCGAACAGCAAUAACAGUAAUGGGGGAGCCACAAAGCAUUCUUCCAGUUCGGCGGCCGCCUGCUUGCAAUAUGGCUACGAUAGUGAGCCGUAUCCGCCGCCGCCGACACCACGCUCCCAUUACCACAGCGAUGUGCGCAUUGUGCCGGAAUCCUCCUGCCCGCCAUCGCCGUCAUCGCGGAGCUCCACGUACUUCUCGCCGCUCCCGCCCCCGCCAUCACCAGUGCAGUCGCCCAGUCGGGGAUUUACGUAACAUUUUGAGAGUUACAUGUAAAUUGAGAGAAGGAGCAACAUAUCACUUCUUUGCAUAGCUUUUCGUUUUAUGAUUUUUUUUAAUGUUUCCAACUCUAAUUGCUACAACUGAUUUGUAAAUAUGUAUGUGAGUUUACUUGGUCAUUUAAGGCUUUAACUAAUUUUAAUCAUAGCUUAGAGAGAGCGUCCAUGCCUGAAGGACUUAUUCGAUCUCGUUAAGUUUCAUUUUGCCAGAUAGCCCGAAAUAGAUUGCAGUAUAAUGCUUUGCAGCUACCAUACGCAACAAUAGACUGCAGAUUAUUAGCAAUUACCUUAGGUCUAAAUGAUGUAAUAUGCGAUAGGUGAGUCUUUUGAAAUUCCGUGUGCCAAAUUUUCCGAAACCUGACAGAAAAUUCACAAUUGGUUAAAACCUAAGUACGCAAUUUUCAUUUAAAUGCAUUUAACACCUAGAGUUAGUUUAAUAUUUAGUUUAAAAGUGUAAAUAGAUAACUAUAUUAUGAAGCAAUAUUGACGGAUAUGCGACUAA